AACAUUUACUAUUUAUCUAAUACUUUAAAAAUGGAGUCGAAAGUACGAAAGAGAGGACCAACAUUACAGUAUGUAGACGUUGAAGAUCAAGACACUAAUUUCAGAAAUGAGAAGAAACCAUCGUCACAUGACAAGUUCCACUGGGAUUUGUGGUUGUUGUUGGCUGUAGAAAAUUGGCUGUUUGACUUUGGACGACCUAUAUUUGCAUUAUUUGUGCCCCAGAAAUGGUUUCCAAUGAACUACCCUAGUGUCGGGGACUAUUGUCAUAUGGCUUACAAUGUUAUCACACCGUUUUGUCUACUCAAGCUUUUUGAAAGAAGCCCAAACAAAUCCUCAUCAACAUUCAAUAUGCUAUGUAUUAUCACAUUUGUUAUGGGUGCCAGUAUUCAUCUGGUAGGAGAUUCUAUUAACCACAGAUUAGUGUUACUGGGAUACGAGCUUCAUCUGUCAGUCCGGGAAAAUCCAAUGAUGCAACAGAUACAACCACCUGGACUGGUGGAUUCUUUUGAACUUUUAUACCUAUAUGACGAAGUUAUAGGUCAUUUAAUGUGGUAUAUUCCAUUCUUCAUCAGUUUCUUCUUAUAUUUUGUUGGUUGUUUCACUUCCAAAUUAACAACUUCAUCUUCAGCAGUAGCAUGGUGGUUGCUGAUGUUAGUCAGUGGAUUAUAUUACUGGUAUUUAGUGACUGAAGGACAAAUUUUCUCAGUAUACAUUAUAACCUUUAUAUGUAUGCUAGCAAUGGUAUUAAUUAGAAAGAGCCAAGGACAGAAAAUGGAUGUCAAUGGCAGAUUUCUUUUCUAUUCAUUUACAACAACAUUUGUAUUAGUAGUAGUAUGGGUGCUAUGGUUGUGGAAUGAUCCUAUUUUAAGACAUAAAUAUCCAGGUUUAUUGUACAUUCCUGAACCGUGGUCGUAUUAUACAUUGUAUAUAAAGCCGCAUUAAAUUGACUCAUUAAAAAACUUUGUUUUAUUGAGAUUUUUACAUCG
Messenger RNA from Mytilus californianus (California mussel), 986 nucleotides. Its product is annotated as ceroid-lipofuscinosis neuronal protein 6 homolog. The record is from RefSeq and is a predicted model, not a curated record. Lineage: Eukaryota; Metazoa; Mollusca; Bivalvia; Mytilida; Mytilidae. The transcript is spliced from 7 exons. The coding region runs from base 31 to 942 and encodes 303 amino acids.